Molecule: messenger RNA, 1362 nt
Organism: Funneliformis mosseae
Lineage: Eukaryota; Fungi; Glomeromycota; Glomeromycetes; Glomerales; Glomeraceae
Source: the annotation of a GenBank genome assembly
AUGUUAUCGACAUUUCGAUUAUUAACAAAAAAACCAUUAUUCAUACGUCUUCAACAUCCUUGUUUAAAUAGUUCGAUAACAGGAACAUUAAUACAGCACUCUAAUAUAUCUUUUCCAUCAAAAGAAAUUAUAAGGAGCUUUAAUUUUUUUGCAAGAUUCAGAGAAAGUAAAAAUGAAGAUAAUAUAAUGCCAUUUGAUACUGUAGUUUUAGCUGAUAAUAAAAGUAUUUCAGCUGAUAACGAAAUAGAAUUCGAGAAUGAAAUAUUUCCAAAUAACUUUGAAACUAAUGUAGCGGUUAAUUUUGAUAAGAAUAAAAGUGUUGAUUUUGAGGCUAAGGAGUCAGAGGAAUUAGCUUCUGAAAAAUUGAAUAAUCCGAAUAAUCUCAACAAAAAUAUCACCGAUGUAUUAAAAGAACUUGCAAACAAAGAAAAGGCGGUCGGUGAAAUUUUUAGAGAACGUGCAUAUCGUGCCGCAAUAAAAUCUAUUGAAGAAUAUCCAAAGAAAAUAGAAUCUGGAAAAGAAGCUCGUGAACUAGAAUUUAUUGGAUCAAGUAUUGAAACGAAGAUUAAUGAAAUUUUGGAGACGGGUACAUGUUCUUAUAAAUCGGGGUAUCCUGAUAGUGUUGAAAGACAAAUAUUUAAUAUGAUGAUAAAGAUACCACGAAUCGGGUAUAACGUAAGGGCCAAUGCGAUAAAAUUUAUAGAUAAGGGUUACAAAACUGUGGAAGAAUUAAUAGAUGACCCAGAUUUGCAACCAGACCAAAAAUAUAUAAUUAUGCAUAGAAAGGAAUUGGAUAAGAAAAUUCCAAGGUGGGAAAUGGAAUCAAUUCAUAAAUAUAUUUAUCUAACUCUGAAACAAUUAGAUGAUCGUUAUCUCGCUGAAACAUGUGGUAGUUUUCGUCGAGGAGCAGAAUUUUCUGAAUCAUUGAAUAUUGUUAUUUCACAUCCUGAUUUCAAAAUUGAUUAUGCUACUGAAAAUAAGGAUAAUUUUUUGAAGAAAUUGAUUAAUGAUUUAAAGAACAAAGGGUUCUGUACUGAUUCCUUUCUCAUGGAACCUUACAAAUACCUAGCAAUUUGUCGACUCCCUCCACUAAAUCCAAAAGCAAGAACAUAUUUGCGUCGUAAAAUUGAAAUAAGUGCCGUACCAUAUGAAAGGUAUUGGCUUACGAUUUUAGCGAAAACGGGGGAUAAAACAUUUUAUAAAUCAUUACAAAAAAGAGCACAUGAAAAAGGGUUUAAAUUAAGUGAUACUAUAUUAGCGCCAAUAGAACAAAAUAAUGUGAUUGGAGGAAUCCAUAAUAAAAAGUCAUCACUAACUACAGUACAUUUAUUGAGAAAUUGUCAACCGAAAGGUUAUCUAUAG